UGCAGGCAAACGGCAGCAGUAGAGGGGCUCGCAGGCGUCAUGAUCUGUUCUAACUCUGCAGCAGCCAGCUGGACUCAGGGAUGAUCAUGCAACAGAUGGCAGAGUGAGAAGACAACAAAUGGCUUCUACAGGAAAUGGCCUCCGAAUUCAGGGGGAUGAUAACCUCCAGUCCAUGCUGGUGGGCACGGUGAUGAGGAAAAUCAAGUCUCGUACCUGGAAGAAGCCACGAUACUUCAGGCUGCAGGAUGACUGCAUGACCAUCUGGUACCAGUCUAAAAAGGCUGGCAAUAUUCACUCGACAUUCUCUGUGAAUGAUGUGGAAGCAGUUCGAGAGGGUCACCAGAGUGAGGUUCUGCUCAGUAUUGCAGAUGAAUUCCCACCCAACAGAUGCUUCACGCUGGUCUUUCGGGGUCGCAGGGGCAACUUGGAUUUGGUGGCUGAGUCAGCUGAGGAAGCACAGUCCUGGAUCAGGGGCAUGAGGAAACUGAUUGAGAAUGUGGAAAACAUGGGCGAGAGGGAGAAACUCGAUCAAUGGAUUGGUGACUGGUUCAAGAAGGCAGACAAGAACAAUGAUGGCAGGAUGAACUUUAAGGAAGUUCAAGACCUGCUGAAGAUGAUGAAUGUGGACAUGAAUGAACAACAUGCCCACCGCCUUUUUACAAUGGCUGAUAAGUCCCAGUCAGGUACCCUGGAGGAUGAUGAGUUUGUCAUCUUUUACAAGAUGUUGACCCAGCGAGAGGAUAUACUGAGGGUUUUUCAAGAAUACUCAGCUGAUGGUCAGAAACUAUCCCAGAGCGACCUCGAGGACUUCCUAAGAGAGGAACAGCUGGAGGGGGAUGAUGUCCAACUGCACGCCAAGCAGCUCAUUGAAUGCUAUGAACCCUCAGACACAGCCAAGCUGCUGAAUGCCAUGACAUUUGAUGGCUUUUUGAUGUACCUUGGCUCAGCUGAAGGUUCCAUCUUCAACCCACGGCGGAGGGUGGUCUUCCAGGAUAUGACUCAGCCACUGUGUCAUUACUUCAUUUCCUCCUCCCACAACACCUACCUGAUGGAGGACCAGCUCCGAGGACAGAGCAGUGUGGAAGGAUACAUCAGGGCUCUGAAUCGUAGCUGCCGAUGUGUGGAAGUUGACUGCUGGGAUGGUGCCAAUGGAGAGCCCAUUGUCUAUCAUGGACACACUUUCACCUCCAAGAUACUUUUCAAGGAUGUGGUCAGUGCUGUGAGCAACUAUGCCUUCAAGGUGUCAGAAUAUCCAGUCAUCCUGUCCAUUGAGAACCACUGCAGUGUUGAACAACAGAGAGUUAUGGCACAACAUCUAAACCACAUUCUCGGUGACAAGUUGUUGAAAAGCACACUGGAUGGCAAGGCCCCCAUCAGGCUGCCCUCUCCUGAGGAUCUUAAGGGGAAAAUUCUUGUAAAGGCAAAGAAAAAUGGUGGUUUAGAACAAAGUUUCAAUGGAAUGGUGGAAGAUUCUCUGACCGGGGAGUUCAGCGAUGAAGAUGAUGGGGCUGAAAUUGAUGAAGAUAACCCACACCACGAGAGUAAAACGGACCCAGACGCAGAGGCAACAAGGUCAAAGCAGCACCUAUCUAAGGAGUUGUCAGACUGUGUUGUUUACUGCAAAAGUGUCCAUUUCACUAGCUUCAAACACUCACGUAUUCACUCCAAGUUCUACGAGGUGGCCUCUUUCACAGAGUCUAAAGCCCGAAAACACCUUAGAGACGCUGGGGCUGAAUUUGUUCACCAUAACUCACGGCAACUGAGCAGAGUGUAUCCCAGUGGUUUUCGAACUGAUUCCUCCAAUUUUAAUCCUCAGGAAAUGUGGAAUGCUGGGUGCCAAACCGUUGCUUUAAACUUCCAGACAGCAGGGGAGGGGAUGGAUCUGAAUGAUGGACUUUUCAGUCAGAAUGGCUACUGUGGCUACGUCUUGAAGCCCAGCUUCAUGAGAGAGACCGAGAAAAGGUUCGAUCCUGAGAUGCCUCAAAAACGGGAUGACUAUCAUCCUGUUGUCCUCACCAUACAGGUGAUCAGUGGUCAGCAGUUGCCCAAAGUCAACAUCAAAGAGGAUUCCAUAGUGGAUCCUCUUGUGAGAGUGGAGAUCCAUGGAGUUCCUAUGGACCAGGCCAAACAGGAGACGAGAUAUAUUGAGAACAAUGGGUUUAACCCCAUGUGGAAUGACACUCUGCAUUUUACCAUUCACACACCUGAGCUGGCCAUGGUGCGCUUUGUGGUGGAAGACUAUGACAAGACAUCUAAGAAUGACUUUGUGGGCCAGUACACACUUCCUCUGAGCUGCAUGCAGCAAGGUUAUCGUCACAUCCACCUUCUGUCCAAAGAUGGAACCAGUAUACCUCCCUCCUCCUUAUUUGUUCACCUCAGGAUCACAGAUUUGGAAUAAACUUUCUUUAUACUUACAGAUCAUCAUAUUUAUUGAUGAGAAAACACACUAUUAAAAAUAUAUUGAUGCCACUAAUACAAUGCCAAAUGUUUAGUGGUUCUCAGGCAGAACAAGUAUAUCAGAUCUACAUGUUUGUGUUUUGUUCCCUGUAGUGUGUCUUGUAGUCAUUUACUUGAACUCCUGUUUAGUGCAUGAUGAGCUCCGUAGGAGAAUGUGCCACCCUAAGUUUAGAUCGAUGUACUGUAGAUUUUCUUUUGUGGGCAGCAGGUCAUGGACGAUCUCUGAGGUCCUCAGCUUUCACUCCGGUCAAAGUGCAGCACUACACACUACAUCUAUGCAGAGUGGUUUUCUGCUUGGAAAGUUGAAGUUGGGAGGAAAAAUACCGAUUCAUUUCAGCUCAUACAGAAUUUGUAAAUUUGAUUUUCAAAGUCUUUGGGAGUGAAUUAUUUUGAAAUUAAACUGAGGUUUUAGUGAUAAUAACAUAUUCAAAUGAAAGUGUAAAUAUCUGACUUUGAGUGGUUAGUAGUGGUCAGACUAGAAAAGCACUAUAUAAAUGUAAGCAGAUUAACAGCUGCUCAGUCUAAUGCAGUACAACACAGCUGAUGCAUCAGCAGUUUUAUGGGAAUACGUCAGUCCAUCCAUUCAUUUUCUUCUGUUUAUCCAGUUCAGGGUUGCAUGGGAGCUGGAGCAUAUCCAAGUAUCCCUGCCUGGAAUAUACAUUUUUUAUACAAAUAAUUGAGUUUAUCUCUCCUCUUAAAUUUUAAAAAUCUUCUUUAAUACUGUUUCUGUGUUCUUGAUAAACAUGAUUCAUUAACCUGUCUGUUAACUGAACAAACUGAAAGGUGAUAAUUUUACACUUGUUAUUGAUAUUUUGUCCUCAGUGCUAACAUACAAAAGUUUAGGAAUACAAGCUGUGAAAGUGAAAGCUUUGUAAAAGUAGAGUUUAUAGUAGAGCUGUGGUGUUGGGUAGCAUUAGAAGUGUUCCUUAUAAAGCGCUCAUUAAGUGUAAAAAUG
This is a messenger RNA of Archocentrus centrarchus (flier cichlid), 3412 nucleotides long. It is a transcript of the gene plcd4a, whose product is annotated as phospholipase C, delta 4a. Gene Ontology annotation, cellular component: plasma membrane. Bases 119 to 2398 code for a protein of 759 amino acids. The record is from RefSeq and is a predicted model, not a curated record. The transcript is spliced from 17 exons. Gene Ontology annotation, biological process: intracellular signal transduction; lipid metabolic process. Lineage: Eukaryota; Metazoa; Chordata; Actinopteri; Cichliformes; Cichlidae. Gene Ontology annotation, molecular function: calcium ion binding; phosphatidylinositol-4,5-bisphosphate phospholipase C activity.